Sclerotinia trifoliorum is the source of this 6067-nucleotide messenger RNA. The record is from the annotation of a GenBank genome assembly. NCBI's taxonomy places the organism in Eukaryota, Fungi, Ascomycota, Leotiomycetes, Helotiales, Sclerotiniaceae.
AAACAACAUGGCCGACGCCCCUCCUCCGGACGGGCGUGGCCAAUGCCAGCUCUAACUGAACUGAAGAAACGUCAGCAAAGAAGACCCAAACGCCGUUCCAAGGUGCUGCUAAAUCAUCUCCUAUUGCUAUUUGCCGCUGGAGCAUCUACCAUAUAUCGGGAGUGGCUCACUUCACCACUCAAUGCUCUAUUGGCGUGGGCAGGCGGAAUAAUAUUUUAUCAUCAAGCCUACUGGCUGGCCAACAUUCGCCCAUUUAAAGAAGUACAGAAAUGUAGUGCAACAUUGAAGGAUGCAAAGGAUUGGAGGCUAGGUUAUUACUUUCGAGAGGUCAGCAACGAUAAAUGGUGGUUAUAUAUGGCUUGCCUAGGAAAUGAAGAUGGUUGGUCAAAGGGGCGCUGGGAUGGUUCAGUUAGUAAACACAACCUUUGAUUACUUGACAAUACUAAAAGUUAAAGGACUUUAUCUACCGGUCCAUUGCUAUACUAUCCAUCAUUUCGAUACCACAUUGGUACUGGGUACAGUUGAUGUUACUGUUGGUAUAUGUUAGUUGAGGAACAUUUCCCCUGAUUAUCAUAUGAUUAUCGUCUAAUAAGGUGCCUAUAGGUAAUCGGCAUAUUUUGCAGGCUUUUACUGCUAUCUGUAAGUAACUAUAUCCAUUCUUCGUUAUCCUAUUUGAAACUUACAAUAUUGAAAAGUUUGAGCAAGAACUCUCUGAAUGGACAUUGGUUCCAAUGGUAUUUUCCGCGGGUGCGGUCGUCAACAAUAUCGUUUACGCAGUCCUCGCUUUUUUGUGUUGACCCGUUUGUCUUAUUUCUCAACUCCGCAGUAAACUCGAUGUUAAAAGUUUGCUUGACUGCUAUUGGCUGCAUCAACUUUUUUUCCGUCGAUUUUGUGGUAUUGGUUCCAAUUUAUUGGCCUUCCGACUUUCUAUAUAUUCUAUGUCCAAGAGUGGAUACCUAUACGUGCUGCAUCAAUAUUUAUUGCGCGCCGGGACAGGCUUGCUGCUGUUGGACGUGAUUGGGAAGACAAUCGAGAUCAACAAGACAUGGAAGAAUUGGAACUUAUUUGGCCCUGGCUAGCAGGAAGAAUCAAACAUAAUUGUUUCAAGCUUGCGAAAAUAAUUGUCAAAAUUCUGGAUCUUAUAGCUAUAGGUUUAGACGAGUGCUAUUUCCUUUGGAUAUUUUGUGGGAACUGCUGGCAUAUUCCACGGCGAGUCGCCGAUCUUACAAAGCGCGAAGUUGCUUUUGAACUACAAAUAGAUGUUCUUGAACGGCGAUUAGCUAUUGUUAAGGAGGGCGAAAACAAUUACCGGAGGAAAUUUGUGCGGCUGCUGGGAAUGAGGAUGGAUUGCAUAAAUGUACAUCACGGUUUCAAUGAUCAAGAUCAGAUCCUGGGGAGAAUACGUGAAUUAGAGCGACAGAGAGACGACAGACAGGUGGAAUACCACGAACUAUUGGCAAAGUACACAACGCAGCGCCAAGCUUCAAGUGCAUUGAUCUUGGCCGGUGGCCCAGCGAGAACGGUGGAAAAAUUGCUUGAUGAAUCCCUUCAUACAAAAGAUUUGCACCGUCAACAAAUCCAAACUCUGACCGCUUCAGUCGUUGAAAGUGGUGCUGAGAUUGCGAUACUCAAAGAUAAAGUCAAGACAUUAGAACGUGACCUCGAAACUGUCAAUGAAGGGAAAGCAACAUUGUUAUGGCGAGAUAUGGAGAAACAAAAUAUUGAAUUGAGGAAAAGGGCAGAAGAAGAAAUCUGGGAACGAGACGUGAAAAUUCAGAGGCUACGGGACUAUCGAGAUGACAAUUCUGUAACAUCAUUGAGUUUGGAUUCAAAAGGACAACAGAUUUUGAGAAGACUGCGAGAAGAAUUAAUGAAGGCGGAGGAUAAACUUGCCCACUCCGAAAUGAUAAUUGCUAAACUGAAGAAUAAUGAAGCUAGAAUUGACGAAAUUAGGAAACAGAUCAAGAGGGAAGCAUUAUACGGGGCAUCAGAGCGAAUGGGAGAGCUUUACAUGAAUGCUGCUAUUCAGGUUGAUGAGUUAUCUGAAAAGCUAAAGAGAUUCGAACACCUUACUGACCCGGAGCAUGAUAUCGAGGCUGUUCAACGUAAUUGUAACGAGGAAAAAGGGAAAUUACGACACGAAAUUGCCGAUAAAACCUCCCAAAUAUCUACAUUUAAAGCGCAAAUUGACCAUGCAAUGGGUUGCUUGGAUUGGACUCACAAUAAGUUUGAGCCUCUGGACAAAUACUUGGGCUUUGUGCCUGGAGCAAAAGAGCAGAUAAGACGUUUAGUAAUUGAACUUCGGCGUUUUCAUUUUCUCAGUGAAGUUCAUCAAGGACCCGAAACAACAGAACACCUACGUGUUUUGGAAGAUUUGGCCCGUGAAAGAGAUCGUGUGUCAGAUCAAAGGCAGGAUCUGCGAGUAAUGUGUGAUGAGCUCUUGCAUGAAAGACUGCGGAAUGAGACAGAGUUGGAAGUGCUAAGAGAUCGAGAAGCUCGGAGGAACACACAGGUAACUAAUCUGCAGAAGCGAAACAGGGAACUCCAGGUUCAACUCAUGGAAGCACAAGCGGCUGUGCCUCCAGCUGACCCACCAGAUAUUACAGAAAUAACAGCUCCUAUAGCAGAGAUUUUUAGAACGAAUCUUUUAGCUCUAGAAAUGGAGAUUCGGAGGAGGGGUAUAGAAAUUCAAGAUGCCGUAGGGAUUCCGGGUGUUGAUGGUUUACCGAGAGUUGAAAGAGAGCCGGGAGAAAUUUCUAUGUUAAGAAUUUUCGAAGGGCAUAGAGAAAGAUUUGACGAACUAUCAGGGCUAGUUAGAGCAAGUAGACCUAUAUGGCUAGGAGCGGCAGAUGAUUGGGUUGAUGAUGAUUCAAACAACAGUCCGGAGAAUCUGGAAGCGCGCAGCCUAAACCGAAUAUUAAGAAUUCAAGACCUUUGGGACUAUAUUGGAACAUUACAUUACGACACUAUUCUUUUCCUCCGCGAAUUCUGCACAAGAAGAAUUGGAAUAGUACCAGGUGUCGAAGCACCCGAACCGCCCCAGCCUCCGCCACCUGUACCUUCCCCAACUCCUCCUCCCCGAACUCUCCCUCCACCAGCUCUUCCCCCCAGGGAUAGAGAUCUAUUUCCAGCACAAUUUACACGCUAUAAGUUGUUCGAUAUUCAAAGAUGGAAUGUCUUUCCGCUGUUUUAUGAAGAAGUAGAUUCUUCGCUCAGUGUCCUGGAUGCUCUGCAAGGAUCCAUUCAGGCACAACUACCGAACUAUUAUGCAGAGAAGAUUUUCCCCGGCGCGUUCCUCGGUAAGUUGCUGCGUGUGGUUGGCACCGAUGGAUCCAUGGACAACCCGGUUAACGAGCGUGAUGUAGCUGAAACCUUAUACAGGCUUAACCAUUCAUUUGUUUUGAAAACUGUUACACAGUUUCCACUACAAAAUGGGGGCUUCAGAUAUUUAUCUCGAGAGAUCAUGUAUCCAGAUACGCUGGACGUGCCUCCACCGAGACAGAUAGUCGUAUUGUAUUUGUCUGGUAAUCUCUGGCAAGGUAUGAGCUUGAAGCAAGGGGCACAGUCACCCCCCGAGUCUGAGGAAGGAUCUGACGGUGAAUCUGGUGAAGAGUCUCCUCUUCCCGAUCUUGUUCUACCCAAAUUGGUAGAAUUCAACAUAGCAGAGUGGAAAUUAGGUCACUUACGUGAAAGCUGGAUGAGACCCGGACAUGUCACUAUGCGUGAAAAUUUGUCUCCGAUUUGUGCAGUUGCACUGUCCUUUCAUUUGCAGUAUCCAGGCAUACUACCCCGUCAUUUGAAUGGAGCAGAGGCCUAUGAAAAUAUGUAUGAAAGAUUUAUGAGAGUCCUCCCACAUGCUAAUAGGGACUAUUCGCCGUUGCAUAUUCAAGUGGUAUUAGAAGAUAUACCAGGAAAUCAACAUAACAGACCACACUACCGACUCGCAGUCGUCAAGUGCUACGAAUUAGCCGUUGGAGAUGUAAGAUAUUUCUCCAGGAAUCUAGGUGGUGAUUCACAGAGUCCCGUGCUUUAUGUAUUCAGUGAGCCCGACGGCAAAUUGCAUGCAAUGCGGAGGAGGCGGGAUGGUGAUUCUGAAGACAUGCUUGCGGAUUUAGACUGGAUUCAGGAUUUUCAGCAACCAUCUCCGGAUCUUCCUCAAGCUCAUACACCAGCUCAUACACCAGCUCAACCAGUUGAUGUGGUACCACCGGCUGAUUCUGUACCCGCUUUCAUGAGAAGAGAUGAAGAUUAUGGAAGAAACGUCAUCAGAGCGCCAUUUCAUAGGGAUGGUUGGUAUUUUGACGUCAAUAUAUCUCAUCUAAACGAAGGACUGACAAAGCGUCAUAUGAACUGGAUACAUAACUGCGGCCCACAAGCAUUGUAUUAUUCAAUGGAAAAUCAAGUUAAUCUUGGGAAUUUAUUUUGGGGAGAAUUUUUUCAAAUAUUUGAAGAAGCUUUUCCCCGUCACUACAAUGCCUGGGAGGGAGAAGAGCUUGCUAGAUUGUUAAAAUGGCACCCACGACUUGGAGGAUUUACACUUGGUAUUGUCCAUGGUGUUGUUUUGGUGAGGAUGCAAUCAUGAUUGAUACUUGGUCCCAACCGGAGGGCUAUGAUCCUGAACAUGACCAGAUAGUAUAUGUUGCCUCAAUUACGGACGUGCGAUUCCAACCCGUAGCCGGUCGACCGGAUCAUAGGAAUCACUGGGUAGGUAUGAGCUAUCCCGCAGGUGAAGCAGCGCCGCCGCCUCCUCCAUUACAUACGACUCGACCAACCGUACCUCCUCCAGCACCUCCUAGAUCAGUUUUUAGGCCCUUGUUAGACGCACAGGCCAGCGUACGAAGGAAUAAUAAUGAUACUGCACCCAGAAAUAAUAAGACUGCUUGGUUUGAUUUCGAUACUAGGGAAAGUUUCGCAUCUAGGACUGGUCAGAUAUGGGUACCACCACCUCUGCCUCCCGGCCUCCUGUAGCUACACAUGCCGUGCAAUCAGCAACGUGGCAAGGCGUGAAUGCCGCAGCAGCAGCGUUUCAACUGGUCCAACCAGCCGCGGCUAACACACAGCAAGCACAGCAACAAGUUGGUACUGCAAUGCAACCGCAACAGCAGCCAGGCUUGAAUCCCGCUGCAGCAAUGUUUCAACAGGGUCAGCCAGCAGCUGCUAACGCACAGCAACCACAGCAACAACUAAAUCAAGCAGGCUUCGGCACGAAUGCGAUCACUAUUAACGAUCAGCUUGAAAUUGCACGUCAACUUCGAGAAGAACAGGGUCGUGGCGGCAAUGAGGAGGAAGAGGUACGCAGCCGAGGAUCCUAGGGAGAGGCCGCAUGGAAUUGAGAAGGGGGGAAGGGAAGAGGAAGGAGGAAGAGGGAAGGGAAAGAGGAAGGGGAGGGAGAGAAGGAGGAAGAGGGGGAAAGGAGGAAGGGUGGAUGGAAGGGAGGAAGAGGGAUGAGGAGAGAUAAUUAGUAUAUCGGAAUGAUGGAGCUGAAUUCUAGGCUUUUAUUGAAGUAGGAUGGUUUUGAUAAUGGCUACAGUUUUGUUUGUUGUACUGCUUGAACAAAGAUAGGAUUUGGGCUAGGGCGAGAUAAACAUCCCGAGGGGUAUUUGGACGGAUACUUAGGAUGCUCGAAAAUCAGAAAUCGAAAGAAGAGAUUGAGAGUUAUGUUUUUGUUGUUCUUAUUGAUUCAGUACCAUUACUUAAGCAAUGAUGACUUUGUUCGAGGAGUGUAGCGAGGAAAACGUUUUGAAAGGUAAUAUGAGAUACUAUUUUGGUCGAGUUUAUCCUGAGAAUAAAAGAAGUGUAGAUGCUUUGCUCAAGAUCCUUUGUUAUUACAUUCGGAUUAUAUCAUUUUAAACAGAUUAUAGACUCUGCAGAUAUAAACAAAUUAGCCUUGCAAUACUGAAGAAUUGACUUUGCAUGAUUAAGGCAUAGAAGGAGUUGGGACAAGUUUCGCGUCUAUAGAUCGAUCCACUUUGGUUACUAUACCGAAAUUAAUCUUCAGUUAAUCUAGGGCUUGGUACUCCCUCGAGCAUUUUUUAGUAUUUCUUUUUAUCUGGUCAUUUUGUUCGCG